This is a messenger RNA of Caenorhabditis remanei, 783 nucleotides long. RefSeq lists its product as uncharacterized. The record is from RefSeq and is a predicted model, not a curated record. The coding region runs from base 1 to 783 and encodes 260 amino acids. The transcript has 3 exons. NCBI's taxonomy places the organism in Eukaryota, Metazoa, Nematoda, Chromadorea, Rhabditida, Rhabditidae.
AUGAAGUUUCUACUGAUUGGAUUGGCUGCCCUGCAACUCGCCGGUUCAGUUCUUGCUUUCGGCGACGAAGGUAGAAGUCAGUUCUACGAAUCCAUCAACUUUCAAAGACGACGAUUGGCCAAACAGACCAAUAUUGCCAAUAUGAAUGAAAUUGAGUAUGAUAGAGAUUUGGAGAAGAUCAUUGAGAAGGAGUUGGCAAAACACGAUGGAUGCCCAGAAACGUCAAUUGUGAAGAUUGGAGAUGUUCAGAUUUUUCUGAAUAUUCAAGGAAAUAAUGAGUUGUUGGGAGAGUUGGCAAGUGGAGCCGGACGAACCAAAGCUGCCGUUCGGUUCACUGAAUGUGAAAAUAAACAGAUUCUCUCUGCAGCAGCGGAUAUUUCGCCGUAUCCAGAUAUUCAUGGACCACCUGGAUCUCAAUGUCCACCUGGCAGAGAACCUGGACGAUCUGGACCAUGGCAAGUUGGAAUGUGUGUAAUUCGCAAAAGCUAUGCUCGGAAAAUCUACCACAAUUAUAUGGGUGCUCCUAAUGCUCGUCUCUCGGUUCUCGAUUCUCCUAAUGCUCGAUCACGUCUUUACAAUAGAAAAUCGUUCAUCACUGAUGUGAUGAAGGCGGGCAGUGAUGCAAUGAAGGAGAUAAACGAAGAGUGGUCAGAAAUAAAAAAAGAAAUAGACCAGGCUGUGAAGGAGAUAAAACAACGAGAGGAGGAGGCGAUAGAUCAAGCUGUUAAAGAAAUCAUCGAAAACUGGAAAAAGAAAAGAUUGUUGAAAACGCAAAGUAAAUAA